AUCCCCAUGAGGAAAAUAUAUUUACAAAAUAAGCAACAUAUUUACAUAAAAUAUAUAGAUAUAUAAAAAAACAGCAGUUUUGUACAUUAUAGAUAUAUUAACAUUAUUAUUUGCCAUAAUUCAUAUGUAAUAAAUAUAAACAUACAAAUGAACUAUUUCUGUAUGUACUACAAUGCCCAGUGAUACCAUUUACUAAAUAUGUGAUAAUUGCAUACAUGUACUAGUAAAUUGUAGGAAAAUGCAUGAUUGCCGUGUCUUAGAAGACUUCGGAAAAUCCUACGAAAUGAACUUGUCAAAAGAUAGAUAAAUAAGCAAUCUUUGUUAUAUCAAUCUGUAGAUCCUUAUUACCUCUUAUCUUGAAUUUCGAACGUUUCAAAUAUUUAUAAAAAAAGAACGAACAUUUUACAAAAACAUAUAAGAAACGUAUUAACAAUAUGUACAUUGUAACUAGAGACUACACAUUGAAACGCCAAGUUGUUAGUUUACGUCCGACUUCCUGAACAAACAUUGUAAUGUUACCCCGCCGAUAAAAUUAGAAGAGGGGUGUAGUAUAUGGAGUUUUCGGUCAGUCCGUCCUCAUCCGUCAGUUCGGACCAAUAUUCGAUGGUUUAUGUCCAUAAAAAGAAGUAAACAGCGUAAAAUGUAGUUUCACGUGAAAAUUUGCCACGCUCUGUGUAAGAAAAUGUCACACCAAAAUGUAAGGAAAAGCUCACAAACCCAAAAUUAUGUCCCUAUGGCCGGGAUCCGUAUCUUGAAAUUGGUUUGUUCAAUAUUUUUCAAAAUUGGCAUGCUAUGAAGAUCACCAUGUAACAAUAAUAUGAAUCCGGGGAUUUUAGUCAUCACUUAAAAAGGGCAUUUCACUACCAUUUUGAGAAUUUUAUAACUUGAAAAUGGCCUUUUUAUCUGUUACAAUAUGUACAGCUAACAUUGUCGUUUCUGACACUACCACUACUUUCACUGUCACUGUUACAGUAUAUACAGCUAACAUUACUGUCACUACCACUACUUUCACUGUCACUGUUACAGUAUCUACAGCUAACAUUACCGUCACUACCACUACUAUCACUGUCACUGUUACAGUAUCUACAGCUAACAUUACCGUCACUACCACUACUAUCACUGUCACUGUUACAGUAUCUACAGCUAACAUUACCGUCACUACCACUACUAUCACUGUCACUGUUACAGUAUCUACAGCUAACAUUACCGUCACUACCACUACUAUCACUGUCACUGUUACAGUAUCUACAGCUAACAUUACCGUCACUACCACUACUUUCACUGUCACUGUUACAGCCACUGUUACAGUAUCUACAGCUAACAUUACCGUCUCUACCACUACUAUCACUGUCAUUGUUACAGUAUCAACAGCUUACAUUACCGUCACUACCACUACUAUCACUGCCACUGUAACAGUAUCUACAGCUAACAUUACCGUCACUACCACUACUUUCACUGUCACUGUUACAGUGUCUACAGCUAACAUUACCGUCACUACCACUACUUUCACUGUCACUGUUUCAGUAUCUACAGCUAACAUUACCGUCACUACCACUACUUUCACUGUCACUGUUACAGUAUCUACAGCUUACAUUACAGUUACUACCACUACUUUCACUGUCACUGUUACAGUAUCUACAGCAAACAUUACCUUCACUACCACCACUGUCACUGUUAUAGUAUCUACAGCUAACAUUACUGUUACUACCACUACUAUCACUGUUACUGUAAUAGUGUCUACAGCUUACAUUACCUUCACUACCACUACUAUCACUGUCACUGUUAUAGUAUCUACAGCUAACAUUACUGUCACUACCACUACUAUCACUGUUACUGUAAUAGUGUCUACAGCUUACAUUACCGUCACUACCACUACUUUCACUGUCACUGUUACAGUAUCUACAGCAAACAUUACCUUCACUACCACCACUGUCACUGUUAUAGUAUCUACAGCUAACAUUACUGUCACUACCACUACUUUCACUGUCAUUGUAAUAGUGUCUACAGCUUACAUUACAGUUACUACCACUACUUUCACUGUCACUGUUAGAGUAUCUAAAGCUUACAUUACAGUUACUACCACUACUAUCACUGUUACUGUAAUAGUGUCUACAGCUUACAUUACAGUUACUACCACUACUUUCACUGUCACUGUUAGAGUAUCUAAAGCUUACAUUACCGUCACUACCACUACUAUCACUGUCACUGUUACAGUAUCUACAGCAAACAUUACUGUCACUACCACCACUGUCACUGUUAUAGUAUCUACAGCUAACAUUACUGUCACUACCACUACUUUCACUGUUACUGUAAUAGUGUCUACAGCUUACAUUACCGUCACUACCACUACCACCACUGUCACUGUUAUAGUAUCUACAGCUAACAUUACUGUUACUACCACUACUAUCACUGUUACUGUAAUAGUGUCUACAGCUUACAUUACAGUCACUACCACUACUUUCACUGUCACUGUUAUAGUAUCUACAGCAAACAUUACCGUCACUUCCACUACUUCCACUGUCACUGUUAGAGUAUCUAAAGCUUACAUUACAGUCACUACCACUACUAUCACUGUUACUUUUACAGUAUCUACAGCUAACAUUACAGUUACUACCACUACUUUCACUGUUACUGUAAUAGUGUCUACAGCUUACAUUACAGUUACUACCACUACCACCACUGUCACUGUUAUAGUAUCUACAGCUAACAUUACUGUCACUACCACUACUUUCACUGUUACUGUAAUAGUGUCUACAGCUUACAUUACCGUCACUUCCACUACUAUCACUGUCACUGUUAUAGUAUCUACAGCUUACAUUACUGUUACUACCACUACUAUCACUGUUACUGUAAUAGUGUCUACAGCUUACAUUACAGUUACUACCACUACUUUCACUGUCACUGUUAGAGUAUCUAAAGCUUACAUUACAGUCACUACCACUACUAUCACUGUUACUUUUACAGUAUCUACAGCUAACAUUACAGUUACUACCACUACUUUCACUGUUACUGUAAUAGUGUCUAUAGCUAACAUUACCGUCACUACCACUACUAUCACUGUUACUGUUACAGUAUCUACAGCUAACAUUACUGCCACUACCACUACUAUCACUAUCACUGUAAUAGUGUCUACAGCUUACAUUACAGUCAAUACCACUACUUUCACUGUCAUUGUUACAGUAUCUACAGCUUACAUUACAGUUACUACCACUACUUUCACUGUCACUGUUACAGUAUCUACAGCAAACAUUACUGUCACUACCACCACUGUCACUGUUACAGUAUCUACAGCUAACAUUACAGUCACUACCACUACUUUCACUGUCACUGUUACAGUAUCAACAGCUUACAUUACAGUUACUACCACUACUAUCACUGUCACUGUUAUAGUUAUCUCUACAGCUUUACAUUACCUUCACUACCACUACUGUCACUGUUACUGUAAUACAGUAUCUACAGCUAAUAUUACCGUCACUACCACUACUUUCACUGUCACUGUUAGAGUAUCUAAAGCUUACAUUACAGUCACUACCACUACUAUCACUGUCACUGUUAUAGUAUCUACAGCUAACAUUACUGUUACUACCACUACUAUCACUUGUUACUGUAAUAGUGUCUACAGCUUUACAUUACCGUCACUACCACUACUUUCACUGUCACUGUUACAUAUCACUGUCACUGUUACAGUGUCUACAGCUAACAUUACAGUUACUACCACUACUAUCACUGUCACUGUUACAGUUCUACAGCUAACAUUUACAGUUACUACCACUACUAUCACUGUCACUGUUACAGUGUCUACAGCUAACAUUAACGUCACUUCCACUACUAUCACUGUCACUGUUUACAGUAUCUACAGCUAA
Messenger RNA from Ruditapes philippinarum (Manila clam), 3863 nucleotides. Its product is annotated as mucin-2-like. NCBI's taxonomy places the organism in Eukaryota, Metazoa, Mollusca, Bivalvia, Venerida, Veneridae. The coding region runs from base 891 to 3863 and encodes 990 amino acids. The transcript has 3 exons. The record is from RefSeq and is a predicted model, not a curated record.